This is a messenger RNA of Ogataea haglerorum, 1515 nucleotides long. RefSeq lists its product as uncharacterized. Lineage: Eukaryota; Fungi; Ascomycota; Pichiomycetes; Pichiales; Pichiaceae. The transcript has a single exon. The record is from RefSeq and is a predicted model, not a curated record. Bases 1 to 1515 code for a protein of 504 amino acids.
AUGGCCACUGCUCAGAACAGGUCCACCGAGCCCACGCCGUACCUGUGUCUCAAGUCGCGCUGGCUGCUUGCUGUUUGGAACGAGUGGACGCUUUUCGGGGGGCUGGUGUUGACCAUCGUGCUGCUGGACGGCCGCUCGGCGUCGUCGAGUUCCGGGUCGUCUAGCUCGCCGCUGAACACGGCUCUUUCGGUUGCUUCCAACACAGACGUGCACAACGUCCAGUCCGUGCUGUUGGACGGUUUGGAGACCGUCGUGGCCAACGAUCUGACGGCCCAAGCCGCGUACCUCAACUCCACGCUCAACGACACAAUCACCACGGCGUACGCGGCGGUCGCCGCCAUUGACCUGCGCCCGAUUCUGCAGCAGCUCGCCGACUCGAUCAACCGCACCGUCACGACGUCGCUCGCGUCGCAAAACAGCGCGCUCGGGGCGCUCAAGUCUAGUCUCGAUUCCCAGGCAGUGUAUGUUGGAAGUUCAGUGAGCUUGGACAAAAUGAGUAUAAAUUAUACAUGGGUCGGCAGCUAUCUGGAGAACGAAAUACAGAACCGCACGGUAACCAACGCGUACGAGAAAUACUUCGAGAACCUCCGCGAUUACUUUGCUUUUUUCGACUCUCUCACAAACGAGACGCUCCACAACGUUUCUGCUGUCUUUGACCUGAUGGACCUGUCCGGCCCUGAUAUCUACAACUACUCCAUUUCGAACGGGUCAGCGCUGCACCUGGCGUACUCGAGCUCGGCAGCCUCAAGAGAUAAUAAAGCGGUGUACGUUCUCGCUGCGUUGAUGAUUAUUUUCGUGGUAGCACAGAUGCUGCUUGACUGGCUACGCUUUGCACAUGAGCAGAAACAGGCGGCGUGUUUUCCGUUCGAGGCCACGGAAAAGACGGACUUCUUAGAGUACACCUUCCGAACCGUCGAUUUCGAGGCGUUCAAGCUCGCAGAGGUGCUUGUGCCGUUUCUGGGGGAUAGCAUCAGGCUGAAUUUUCUUGCGUCCUUCUGGCUUGGAAUGCGGUCGAACGCGAAGAAUCUGCUAAAAUACAUAAUUUUCUCACUGCUUCUGUAUUCCUGUUGGACACAGAAGACUUCCUCUUCAGUGGGCGUUACCCUGAGCGGGGACACGCGUCUACACAACACGACGCACACGCUGAAAACCGAUUUUGGAGCUGGGUCGCAAGCGCUUCUGGACGAUAUCCGAGGAAUCUACGAAGACUUCGGGGCCCACGUGCGACAGUUCCUCGAAGAAGAAGGCCUGGCGCCGUUUGUGGCGUACGACGGGCCGAACUCCUCGUUUUUGGCCGACCUUAGCUGGCCCAACGAUAUGGCAACAGAGCUGACUGUCGCUGUGAAUAGCACGGUUUCGCCGGGCAAACUCCACCUCACCCAGUCGGCCGUCCGCAGCACCCGCUCCCUGCUGUACUACGCGUUUGCGCUCUGCGUGGCGGCCACGCUCACGAUGGUGGCCGUCAGCGUCUACACGCUCCGGCAGCCGGGGUUACCCGCACGUAGUUUUCGUUAA